This is a messenger RNA of Chrysemys picta bellii (western painted turtle), 2915 nucleotides long. It is a transcript of the gene OGN, whose product is annotated as osteoglycin. Lineage: Eukaryota; Metazoa; Chordata; Testudines; Emydidae. The record is from RefSeq and is a predicted model, not a curated record. Gene Ontology annotation, biological process: articular cartilage development; bone development. Gene Ontology annotation, cellular component: extracellular matrix. Gene Ontology annotation, molecular function: protein binding.
UCACAAAGAAAGUGUUCUCGAUAGUCAACACUACCAUUUCUUCUCCAGCUCAGAAAAAGCCAGACUCAUUUUCUCUGCUAAAAUGACGACUUUGCAGACUAUCUUUUUAUUUUUCAUUGUGCCUUUGGUGAAGUUAGUACCACCAAUUCAACAAGAGUCACUCAAUCUUUAUGAGUAUGAUACAGACAUUUUCGAAGAACUGGUUAAACAAGAUUAUGAAGACAAAUCCCAGGAUGCAAUAAAGAAAAAGGGAAAAGAUGGCAUGAUUGUUUCUCCUGACUCUAACAUACAGCUGGAACUGCAGAGAGAUGAGAGUGUACCUAAAGUACCACCAACCAAAGAUACAAAUUUGCCCACUUGUCUGAUGUGUGUGUGUUUAAGUGGAUCGGUAUACUGUGAAGAAAUUGAUAUUAUUGCGAUUCCCCCUCUGCCAAAGGAAACAGGCUAUCUUUAUGCACGAUUCAACAAAAUAAAGAGAGUGGCAGUCUCAGAUUUUGCUGAUAUUCCUACAUUAAGAAGAAUUGAUUUAAGUGGAAAUAUGAUAGACGAAAUUGAAGACGGUGCCUUUUCAAAGCUUCUGUUAUUAGAAGAACUUUCACUUGCUGAAAAUAAACUGAUAAAACUUCCAGUUCUGCCCCCCAAGCUAAUUACAUUUAAUGCAAACUACAACAGAAUUAAGAGCAGAGGUAUCAAAGCAAAUGCUUUCAAGAAGCAGACCAAUUUGUCAUAUCUCUAUCUAGCACACAACACACUGGAAUCUGUACCUCUUAACUUACCAGAGACUCUGCGUGUUCUGCACCUUCAGUUUAACAACAUAACCUCAAUCACAGAUGACACAUUCUGCAAAUCCAACAACACACGUUAUAUCCGUUCACGUAUGGAUGAGAUAAGAAUGGAAGGCAACCCAAUCAUCUUGGCAAAGCAUCCUAAUGCUUUUUCUUGCUUGAAAACACUGCCUGUAGGAGCAUAUUAUUAACCACUACCUACUAAUUACACAUGCUAAAAACUUAAGUAUGGUAACAGAUGAUCAUUCCUGUUCCUUUUUUAAAUGACUAUAUCCUUUCCCUUAUUAAUUAUGUUUUUCUAUAUACCUAAUGAACUUUUAAUCAUGUUAAAAAUGUAGUUCUAGUCUGAAAAAUCACUAUGUAAAAAAACAGCAUCUGCUCACUUGGCAGACCCAAUAUCACCUGUACUUUCAGAUUCAUGUAAGUUUAUGACAGUGUCAAAAGUAUGGGCUUAACCCUGCAACACUUACUUCUGCAAGCAUCCUUUACUCAUAGGUAUCAUUCCUUUAACUUCAGUGGUUUAAUUGCAAUACUCAUAUGAAUAAGGAUUGCAGGAUCAGGCUGUAAGUUUUAAUUACUUUAUUCAUACUAACACUGCAAAGCAAACACAACUGUGAGAAUGUUAUUCUGGCUUGCACAUCAGCAGAAUUGCUAAUUAAGUUCCAAGAGUCAAGUCACCCACACAACUCAAUUGCAAGUUGGAGGCAAUGGGUUUGCACUGGUGUAACUACAACCAGAAUCUGGCUCAAAUCAUUUUAAUUACUGAUUAAAAUCCAUGACCUGUAAAAAGCACAGGUUCACUCUAAGUCUUUGUCUUGGUCAGGAAAAUCAUUGAAUUCAGAUCAGGCUUCGAACAGAUGAACUUUGUUUAUUCUUUUGGUAAACCAAGAAAGUUUCACUGGAACACACUAAGAAAAAAUAAAGAUGGACUUUUACAAUGUCACUUUUUAGAAUAGAAGCCAUAGUUCAAUUACUGGAAAAAUGUAAAAAACAGACACAGAAAACUUUAAAAUGCUUAGGAAUAAAAUGCAAAGUUCGUUCUAUCUUAAACUGUAAAACGGUGUGAAAAACUAAUUCAAUUAUAUUACCAACAUGGUUUUACCCUUUUAGCUUUUUUCAGAUGCAAGCAAUACAAAGGGACAGUCUCAUAUUAAUGGUGGGGGCUUUUGACUAACAGUUCAGAUUAAAAUAAAGAUAACUACACCCUAAAGAUAUUGAUUCUGACUUAACACAAAUACACAAUUUCAGAUUACUUUUCUUUUUCUGUUUUUGUUUGUUUCACUAGGCAUUUGCACAGUCCUCAUUUGGCUUAGCUGCUUCAUAAAUACAAGUGUACAAAAAAACCUAAUCACUGAUACUAGACUUAUCCUGGACAAGUGGUAUAUGAAAGGAGCUUGUUGAAAUAUGAAAAGUUCUCAACUUCAUAGCUACUAUUUUUUUUGUUUGUAUAGUUAUUUAAAUUUCAAAUACAUAAAGGUAUUUCACUUUGGAAUCACUGUUUUUCCUUAGUAAUAUAAGCCAGUUUACAGUAACAACUUUUUUUUAUUUCCAGUCUAAUUAAACAAUAAUAUGACAGUGCUUGACCUGAGCAACGAAUAUAGUUGAAUUGAAUAUUAUUAUGUGCACAUUAAAAGCCUGAGGUACAGUUAGUAUGCACCUAUGAAAAUUGAAACCUAAUAGGCUUUUUAGUAGUGUCAAAACCAAAAAUUGUUUGGCUGGUUUUAAUUUUCUUGGAGAAGAAAGUAAUUAUUUUAUUAUAAUUAUUUUAAAAAAUAAAAAUAAGCCAGAAGAUUUUUUUUUAUCUUGAAUACAUAAUUAAGAAAAAUCACAAUCACACUUGCACCAGUAUUGUUUCAUUUUUUUUCUUUUAAAUCCCCUGACAUUUUGAAAAUUAAAUUUAUCACUCUUGUUGGGGUUGAUGAGUUAACUAGCAGCUAGAACACUUGAUUUUCAUUUUCCAUUUAAAAAAAAUUACUCUUGAGUCAUGAUACUCCUAUGCUUUAAAGUUUUUAAUAAAAAAAUAAAAACAUCCACCCACAGCAGCCACCAUUAUAUUCCAAGUUCAAGUCAAGCUGAUGCCAAAAGGAAAAAAAAAAACAUUUCUUUGUCCUAGUAGUGGCCAAUGUAUAA